Messenger RNA from Zeugodacus cucurbitae (melon fly), 2995 nucleotides. RefSeq names its product dopamine receptor 1 (gene Dop1R1). NCBI's taxonomy places the organism in Eukaryota, Metazoa, Arthropoda, Insecta, Diptera, Tephritidae. Gene Ontology annotation, molecular function: G protein-coupled receptor activity. Gene Ontology annotation, biological process: adenylate cyclase-activating adrenergic receptor signaling pathway. The transcript is spliced from 6 exons. Bases 798 to 2297 code for a protein of 499 amino acids. The record is from RefSeq and is a predicted model, not a curated record. Gene Ontology annotation, cellular component: membrane.
ACUCAUAAAUAUAGCAUACAACAACUAACUACAUGCCACAAAUAUCCAAAAACUAAAAAAGUGAAUAUUGAAAACAAAAAAAAAAAAUUCUCAAAGAUAUUGAAAAUACUAACCUACACUGAGUGCAUUAUAAACACCCACCAUUGGUGGCUCCGUAGCCCAUUUGCAAUAACUAAAACUGAGUGCUGUCCAUUGUAAUUGUGAGCUUGUACGCCGGUGAAAAAGUGAAUGAAAGCCUUUUGGGGCGCCCAGUGCGAAAAAUACGUAAAGUGAAUUGUAGCAAAGGUGAAUUAUUACACAUGACACACAUGUGCAACGGGUAAACGAAAAAAUACAAUUUGCAGAAAAAGUCAUCCAGUGCGUUCGACGCGUGAAAGUUUUGUGAUUUUUCAGCGAGCGUGAAAAUCGUGAUAAUAAUUCAGCACACGUCGAAUGAUAUUACAGUUUUUCCCGUUGAAAAUGUGCGCUUUAAUUGCAUUACCAAGUCAGUGAGUUCAUAAGUACAAACACGCAGCAACACCGGAGGGAGCAAAAACUGUACCGUUGGCCAACAAACAGACACACGCACGCACGCAUACCAACACAUUUCCAAUCCACUCCAAAAGCAUAAUCUCCAAGUGGAACACAGUGUUGUGAAAUAUUUCGUUUAGCCUUUCAACAUCCCACCCCAGUGGCGACAGUGUGUGUGUGACCUUGUUGUACCCAUAAGUAAAUAGAACACACACACGCCUAUCACACAAACUCUUCAUACGCACUUCUCCUCCACACUCUCCCAUCCACGCCACAAACGCCGUGAAAUGCCGUUGAGAAAAAUGUCCGCGGCUGCAGGUACAACUGUCGCCGCGCUUGCUGCCAUUGCCGCGACAACAACAACCGCAGCAACAGUCACCACCUUCGCCACAGCAGCAGCCGCAGCAGCGACGGGCAGCAGCAGCAAUCACAGCAAUGUCGCCAAUAUAAUGGGUGUGGGCAGCGACGCCGCGGCGAGUGGGACUGCGAGCGCCGAUCACUUGCCGCCUCAGUUGACCACUGCCAAAGUGGAUCUGGAUAUUGAAAUCGACAUACAACUGCUGACGAAUGGCUACGACGGCACAACGCUGACUUCAUACUUCAAUGACACGUCGUGGAUAAAUCCGUCUGAGGCCGAUACGAUAGUGGGUGAGGAACCUGAUGCGGUGUCUCUUGUGUCAAUUUUAGUUGUUGGCAUCUUCCUGUCAGUGCUGAUUUUCCUAUCGGUCGCCGGCAAUAUACUCGUCUGCCUCGCCAUUUAUACGGAACGCAGUUUGCGGCGCAUUGGGAAUUUAUUUCUGGCGUCAUUAGCGAUAGCGGAUUUAUUCGUCGCAUCCCUGGUGAUGACAUUCGCCGGCGUCAAUGAUCUGCUGGGUUAUUGGAUUUUCGGCGCGCAAUUUUGUGAUACUUGGGUCGCCUUCGAUGUUAUGUGCUCGACGGCGUCCAUUUUAAAUUUAUGCGCCAUCUCAAUGGACCGUUAUAUACACAUAAAGGAUCCACUCAGAUAUGGUCGUUGGGUGACACGUCGUGUCGCAGUCAUUACAAUUGCUGCCAUUUGGCUGCUGGCCGCAUUUGUCUCAUUUGUGCCAAUCUCGUUGGGUCUGCAUCGACCGGAGCAACCGUUAAUCGUAGAAGACAAUGGAAAACGGUAUCCCACAUGUGCGCUGGACCUGACGCCUACCUAUGCGGUCGUCUCCAGUUGUAUCAGUUUCUACUUUCCAUGCCUAGUCAUGAUUGGCAUCUACUGUAGACUCUACUGCUAUGCCCAGAAGCAUGUAAAGUCCAUUAAGGCGGUGACAAGACCAGGAGAGGUGGCCGAAAAGCAACGCUACAAGAGUAUACGACGCAACAAAAACCAACCGAAAAAGUUCAAAGUGCGCAAUCUGCAUCACAGUUCGCCCUAUCACGUGUCCGAUCACAAGGCUGCCGUCACGGUGGGCGUCAUAAUGGGUGUCUUCCUCAUCUGUUGGGUGCCAUUUUUUUGUGUCAAUAUUGUGGCCGCCUUUUGUAAGACCUGCAUCGGCGGCCAGACCUUUAAAAUACUGUCGUGGCUGGGCUACUCCAACUCGGCCUUCAAUCCCAUCAUUUACUCAAUAUUCAACAAGGAAUUUCGCGAUGCAUUCAAGCGCAUACUUACCACACGAAAUCCGUGGUGUUGCCGACAGGAGGUUGGCAAUAUACAUCCGCGCAAUAGUGAUCGCUUCGUUACCGAUUAUGCGGCAAAAAACGUGGUUAUGAUGAAUUCGGCACGCUCGUCGGCCGAACUGGAGCAAGUAUCUGCGAUUUGACCAAAACGCACCGCUUCGACGUUGGUGUGCUGCAUGUCCAGUUCGGAUGCUGCAUCGCUGACGACGACAUAUAUUCCGUGAGAUUCGGUGACGGUGGCAACCACGACCAUCGUGGAGGCUUUACCGGUUGUGACGGAAAUGGAAACGGAAUUAGUUUAAAAUUGCUGAAUUACGAAGAGGAUGUAACGACGUUGAAAUGUUCGCGGCGCAAGCGGAGUUUAUCGAAAUGUUGGUGGAAAGUAAUCGUGAGAGGUAAUCGUGUUGAAAGUGAAUUUUAUGCGCUGCUACUGAGGGCAAAAGCGUUUGUGAAGGUGAGUGACCGACCGACUUACAGACCAUUUAAUAGCAACAGGAGUAAAACAGGGUGAGCAAUAUAGAGCUAAAGAGACUUUUGUAAACAUAAUGGACCGUAUCUGUAUGUAUGUAUGUAUAUUUGUAUGUAUGCGUGUUGUGAAUACUAAUAUUUAGAAUAAUAUAAUAUUAGUUAUGUAAGUGAUUUUGCUGUGUGUUUAGACUAAGGAAUGAACGAGUUCGAGGAGCGGAAUUUAUGAGCGAAAUGAGAUUGUUGAGCUAAAGAUUCACUCUACUCAAACGAGUAAAAUACAUAACUCGCGAAUUAUUAGUAAUUAAGACAGAAAAUAUGUGGCUGUUUCUGGACUGAAGCAUCCAAAAUAUAUAUUUAUUUGGCAGUUAUUUGU